CAAAGGUCAAUUCAUUUCAAAUGUUUCUCAUUUCAAGAUGGUUGCUCUAGCUGGCGGAGCAAAUGGAACGGUUCAUGUAAAUGGCAAAAUAAACGGAUAUAAUAAAAAGAGCAACGGUUUGCAUAAGAAUGGGAAAUCGCAACAGACCACAUACACAGAUCAAGCUGACUGGAAGAAGGAUUAUUGGGAGUCGUUUGAAGAGACACCACUUUUAGCGGCUGUUUUUACAUACAUUUGUUAUGGUUUAGUAGUUUUAAUUGGCCACAUUCGGGAUUUUCUGAACAACCUAGGGUUGCUGAAAGUGAAUGCCUGUCUAGAGCCUCGGAUACCGGGUUUUGUGCCUCUCUUCUCAACAUGGGAAAGUUUCUACACUCGGCACGUAUUUCGCCGUGUAUCAGAUGUGUUAGGUGUUCCGGUUGGAGGCUGCCCGGCUGCAAGGUUCAACAUUAUCAAAAGAGUAACACAUGACUAUGGAUGGAGCUAUGUGUUGCAUCAUGAUGAGAUUCACACAAUGCUGAAUUUUGGUUCCUAUAACUACCUGGGCUUCUCUCAGAAUGAAGGACCCUGUGCAGAGGCAGCUUCUAAAGUCACACAUAACUAUGGCAUCACAUCAGCUGCCAGCAGACAAGAACUAGGUCAUCUUGACAUCCAUGAUGAGCUUGACAAGUUAGUGGCAGACUUCCUCGGUGUAGAAGCAGCAUUCACAGUGCCUAUGGGAUUUGCAACAAAUUCAAUGAAUAUGCCUUGCCUUGUCAGUAAAGGAUGUUUGAUCCUCAGCGAUGAGUUGAACCAUGCCUCACUGGUACUGGGCAGUCGACUGUCUGGAGCUACCAUCCGUACAUUCAAACAUAACAACAUGCAGAGUUUAGAGAAAAAGCUUAAAGAUGCUGUAAUACAUGGCCAGCCGAGAACACACAGACCAUGGAAGAAAAUAUUAAUUGUAGUAGAGGGAGUUUAUAGUAUGGAAGGGUCUAUAAUCUGUCUGCCUGAGGUUAUUCGUCUGAAAAAGAAAUACAAGGCGUACCUGUACCUUGAUGAGGCUCACAGUAUUGGGGCCAUGGGCUCACAUGGUAAAGGGGUAGUGGAUUAUUUCAGCUUGGACCCUAAUGAUGUUGACAUCAUGAUGGGCACAUUUACAAAGAGCUUCGGUGCUGCUGGAGGAUAUAUUGGUGGAUCAAAGAAGCUGAUAAAUCACCUAAUGUUGUCAUCACAUAGUUCGGUAUAUUCUCCAUCAAUGCCACCGCCAGUAGCUCAACAGGUCAUCUCUUCCAUGAAAAUUAUUAUGGGUCUUGACGGAACAAAUGAAGGCAAACGUAGAAUACAACAGUUAAAGUGGAACUGUCGAUACUUCCGUAGAAAUUUACAUGAGCGUGGUUACAUAAUAUAUGGCAACAAAGAUUCACCAGUUGUUCCACUGUUGCUCUUCAUGCCAACCAAACUAGCUGCCUUCAGUAGAGAAUGUCGUCAGCGCCGUCUUGGUGUGGUCGUGGUUGGUUUUCCAGCCACUCCUAUCACUAAAACACGAGCAAGAUUCUGCCUUUCAGCAGCUCACACCAAAGAGGACAUUGAUGAGGCAUUAAAGAUCAUUGAAGAGGUUGGCGAUCUGAUCCGGCUGAGAUACUCCAAACUUCCAGUUCCCGACUUCAGUGAGAAGGGGAUUGAACUUGUGCAGUGAACAAAGUGUGGAACAGCGUUCUAUCAUCAAAUAUGAAGUUUUCAUCAGUUUUCAUCUUGCCGUUGUCAGUGCAGCCGUGAUAAAACUUGAUCAAAAUCAUUUCUUUUAGAAUUUAUUCUUCACUCAAUAUUCGUAGCAUUUUCUCUCAAAAAAAUCAGCCAAUAAGUUUCAAGAAACAUGUGAUUCUUAACCUGGAGUAUGCUUGAGGUAGCCUUAAAAAAUUGUGAAGGGAAUUAUUCCUAAGAGCUCUUAAACAGAUGAAUUUAAUGUUCUGAACAGUUUGAAAAUAAGCUUUGCUUAAGAUAAGGUAGUUGUGAACAGUGAAAGAAAUGAAUUUUCACAGCAGUGAACAAAUUGGAAAUUGGAUUUGUGCUUAAGCGAGACUUUUGAAAGUGGUGAUUUAUAUAAUAAACAGGAUUAUUUAAAAUAAAAAACAAAAGCCUGCAGACAAAAAAAAAGAUUUUGUUUAGCAGAUGGUGGGAAAGGAGAUGCCUAUGAUAGGCCUUUAUAGUUGUGAACAUGGUAAUAAAAUCUGGACUGUUUAUAGUUCAUGUCUGUUCUGAACAACAGUAAAACACCAAUCGCUCGGUGGUUGCAGGGGGUGAAGCAAAAUACUCGUGUAGUCAAGUUUUGAGUGAUUGAAACAUAGAAAGAGAUUUUGCAAGGGACCUUAUGUAUUGCUAGAGGGAGCCCCGAUCCUGGAGUCUGAGACUUGAGCCAUUGGUGUUUCACUAUUUUUAGCUCACCUGUCACAAAGUGACAAGGUGAGCUUUUGUGAUCACGCAGCGUCCGUCCGUCAGUCCGUUCGUGCGUGCGUGCGUAAACUUUUGCUUGUGACCACUCUAGAGGUCACAUUUUUCAUGGGAUCUUUAUGAAUAUUGGUCAGAAUGUUCAUCUUGAUGAUAUCUAGGUCAAGUUCGAAACUGGGUCAUGUGCGGUCCAAAACUAGGUCAGUAGGUCUAAAAAUAGAAAAUCCUUGUGACCUCCCUAGAGGCCAUAUUUUUCAAUGGAUCUUAAUAAAAAUUGGUCAGAAUGUUCAUCUUGAUGAUAUCUAGGUCAAGAUGAAACUGGGUCACGUGCGGUCAAAAACUAGGUCAGUAGGUCUAAAAAUAGAAAAACCUUGUGACCUCUCUAGAGGCCAUAUAUUUCAUGAAAUCUUCAUGAAUAUUGGUCAGAAUAUUCACCUUGAUGAUAUCUAAGUCAAGUUCGAAAGUGGGUCACGUGCCUUCAGAAACUAGGUCAGUAGGUCAAAUAAUAGAAAAACCUUGUGACCUCUCUAGAGGCCAUAUUUUCCAUGGGAUCUGUAUGAAAGUUGGUCUGAAUGUACAUCUUGAUGAUAUCUAGGUCAAGUUCGAAACUGGGUCACGUGCCUUCAAAAACUAGGUCAGUAGGUCAAAUAAUAGAAAAACCUUGUGACCUCUCUAGAGACCAUAUUUUUCAAUGGAUCUUCAUGAAAGUUGGUCUGAAUGUUCACCUUGAUGAUAUCUAGGUCAAGUUCGAAACAGGGUCAUGUGCGGUCAAAACCUA
Molecule: messenger RNA, 3202 nt
Organism: Mercenaria mercenaria
Lineage: Eukaryota; Metazoa; Mollusca; Bivalvia; Venerida; Veneridae
Product: serine palmitoyltransferase 2-like
Exons: 13
Coding region: 38-1675 (545 amino acids)
Biological process (GO): sphingosine biosynthetic process; ceramide biosynthetic process
Cellular component (GO): serine palmitoyltransferase complex
Molecular function (GO): serine C-palmitoyltransferase activity; pyridoxal phosphate binding
Source: RefSeq, a predicted model, not a curated record